UGCUAGAGAAAAGGGACAUGUUAGAGGCUGGCAGGGCCGCGGAGCCGCGCGUCUAGACGAGGGGGUGAGACUGGCAACCCUUUCAGAGAUGGGCAACGACGCCAGAAGAGAAAGGACGAGAGUCUGAAGUGUGUGACCUCAAGGCGGGCUCGGUGUUGUCGCUCCGGGACGCUCGUAUGGAAGAGUUAUUUCAUGUUUGAAAUGUGGGAGAUGGUGGCGUUAACGAGAGCGAGCUCUCCCUUCCUGUCGUCUAGGACAAGAUGGCAGCAAUGCAGGCGAACUGUGUGUGGUAUGGAUUUAUAAGUCCAUAACAUGCUCAGAGAAGCCUUGGAUUUGACUUAAAGCGACUCUAUGUGAAGGUAUGGCCUCACAAGUCUUGGUCUACCCACCACACAUUUAUCAAACCCAGACAAGUGCCUUUAGCAGUGUGAAGAAACUCAAAGUUGAGCCUGGCAGUUGUGUGUACCAUGAGAAAGCACACCCGCGGACUUAUCUGAACAGCAGAACCCUUGGCAUUGUGCACCCAACUAAACAAGCCCACUCAUUUGUGAACCGAGACUUAGCAGUGGGUCUAAAAGUUUGUGGAGGACAGCAGUACCCGGUGCAGACAGUGGUGGUGCGUGGCGUGCAAAGACAGCAGCCCGGUCGAAGAGGAGGGGGACCAGGCCCGCUUGUGGUCCAGCAGCAACAGGAGGCAAGGGUUGUCCACGUACAGGACAAGGAGCAGCAGCAGCAUCCGACAGUUGAAGCAAGUGGGAGCAGCGGUGGAGGAACAGGGGCAGGAGGAGGAGGAAGGGGAGAGGGCUGCAGUGGAGGAGUUGAGGGAGGAGGAGGGGAGGAGGGCGACAGAGAGGAAGACUGUGAAGGUUUGAACUCAGCUGACAGCUCUCAGCGAUGUGGGCUGAAACGCAAAAGUGAGGAGCUGGAUAACCGAGGAAGCACCAUGCAGAUUGUGGAGGAACUGUCAAUGUUGCCUGCCAUGUUGCAAACGACGAAUGUGGGGAAUGCAGCUGUGACGGCACCGGCGGCUGUCGGAGUUGGAGGAGGCCCCUCUAAACAGGGUGUAGGACAUGGUGGUGUAGGUGUCACAGGAGGGACAGGAGGAGGGGACGGAGACUAUCAGGUGGUACAGCACGAAGUCCUGUGUUCCAUGAAGAAUACUUAUGAAGUGCUGGAUUUCUUGGGGCGGGGCACAUUCGGCCAGGUAGUCAAGUGCUGGAAAAGGGGUACGGGUGAGGUGGUGGCCGUAAAGAUCCUGAAAAAUCACCCAUCCUAUGCACGACAGGGACAGAUUGAAGUUGGGAUCCUUGCUCGUUUGAGUGGGGAGAAUGCAGAUGAGCACAACCUGGUGCGAGCCUUUGAAUGCUUCCAGCAUCGCAGCCACACCUGUCUAGUAUUUGAGAUGCUUGAGCAGAACCUGUAUGAUUUUCUGAAGCAAAAUAAGUUCAGUCCUCUCCCCCUGAAAGUGAUCAGACCUGUGCUACAGCAAGUAGCCACAGCUCUGAAAAAGUUAAAAUGCAUGGGUUUAAUACACGCAGACCUUAAGCCGGAAAACAUCAUGCUGGUGGACCCAGUAAGGCAACCCUACAGGGUGAAAGUGAUUGACUUUGGCUCAGCCAGUCAUGUCUCCAAAGCAGUGUGUUCAACGUACCUCCAGUCUCGUUAUUAUAGGGCUCCAGAGAUUAUUUUGGGAUUGCCGUUUUGUGAAGCCAUAGACAUGUGGUCCCUAGGCUGCGUGAUAGCCGAACUUUUUCUGGGCUGGCCCCUUUACCCAGGAGCCCUGGAGUAUGACCAGAUUCGCUACAUCUCACAGACGCAAGGUUUGCCAGGAGAACAUUUACUGAAUGCAGGGACAAAAACGGAACGGUUUUUUUGCAGAGAGUCUGACUCACCUUAUGCAGCAUGGAGACUAAAGUCAACAGAUGAGCAUGAGACGGAGACGGGGAUGAAAUCGAAGGAAGCAAGGAAGUACAUCUUCAGCUGUUUGGAUGACAUAGCGCAUGUGAACUUGAUGAUGAAUCUGGAAGGUAGUGACUUGCUAGCAGAAAAAGCAGACCGCCGGGAGUUUGUGGGCCUGCUGAAGAAGAUGUUGCUGAUUGAUGCAGAUGAGAGAAUCGCCCCUGCUGAAGCUCUCAUCCACMCAUUUGUGACAAUGCAACACCUGCUCGACUUUCCACACAGCAACCACGUAAAGUCAUGUUUCCAUAUCAUGGAUGUUUGCUGGACUCGUCCCAGUGCGUAUGAGGCUGCCAAUCGAAACAAAGGUCCUUUUGUUAGACCUACAACUGCUGCCUCAGCCAACCACCCCUUCAGCAAGAUCCCAGCUGUCCAUACUCAAGGUUUAGUUCCAUCGGCACCCUCAGUAAUGCACCCAGGUAUACCACUUCAGGCUGGGAGUGGUCAGUUUGGAUGCAAUGAGUCAUUUCAGCAGGCUCUCAUUCUGUGUCCYCCAACAAUACAAGGCAUCCCCACUAACGCAGCAAAACCAGCUGGCUACUCUGUGCGUAUGGAGGCCUCUGUACCUCUGGUCACUCAAGCUCCCUCCAUUCAGCCAAUACAAAUCAGACCUGGAGUCAUCACACAGGCCUGGUCGAGCCGUGCACAGCAGAUAUUGGUGCCCACUUGGCAGCAGGUGACAUCUGUGCCCCCACCGCCAACCACUCUGGCAUCUGACACUGUGACAGGCUCUCAGAGAAUUGGCGACUGGGGGAAAGUACGUCCCCAUGGUAACCAUUACAGCUCCAUGAUUGCACACCCUCAGCCAUUCUUAACUAACCAAAUGACCAUGUCCGCCCACCAGCCAGUCAACAUAGGCAUUGCACAUGUGGUGUGGCCACAGCCAGCUGCAAAUAAGAGAGCAAAACCUUGUAUGAACAGGUACUUCACAUUAAAGACCAGAUAUACAGUAUACUGCAUUAUCAUGCUCCUUUCUGAAUGUAAUGAUUUAUAUUUUCAAAUCGUUCAUAGGAGCAGCAACAACUCCCAAAACACAACCAUUCAAAACUUAGCAUGUCACUCUCCAAAGAUGGCCGACACAGCAAAGAAUGUGGAAGAGAUCGAGGAAGAGGAGGCCAAAUGUCCAAAGGAAGGACACUCUGUGGGGGAGGAGCAAGCAGCAGAGCAAGUGGAGGAGGAUGAGGAGAACUGCUGUAAAGUGGAGCCAGACUGUGACGAGCGCUCGGGUUCACAGGAGCAGCGGCAGGCCAUGGUGAUCUCUGAUCUAGCCAGCCCRACUGUUAGUGUCAUCAGUAUCAGCAGUGAUGAAGAGGACGAUGCACAAAGACACUCAAUGGGGGAAUGUAAGGGCAGCGCUGAUUGUGAAGCGUGUCARAGCACCGUCAGCAUGGAGAGAGUGUGUUCUCUCAGCAGCCCCGACAGUACGCUCAGCACCAGCUCUUCCACCUCAGCACAGUCCAGCAACUCUCCCUGCAAACACCCCAACAGCAUGUCGGAUGAUGAACAGGAGAGCAGUUGUGACACAGUGGACAGCUCGCCUACAUCGCACGGCUCUGGCCACAGCAGCAGUCCCUUUACAGAGCGCCGCUACAUUGCUGACAGCAAUCAGAACUGUGAGCCACGGGUUGCGUGCGUCGCCCCAGAAACUGAGCCCAGCAAGCCAACGGUUCGGACCGUUGUAGUGCCGCCAAUGAGGGUGCAGAACAAUAACUGUGCUGUCAGCGAAACAUCUGGAAACACAGUCUUCGAGUCUUCAUGCCAGUCCAGAAGGCGAGGCAUUCCUGGGCGCCAGCAUCACCACUCUACCCCACUCCUCAACAGGCCACAGAAAAUCACCCCUGUGUUUCAGCCCCAGCAGCAGCAGCCUAUUGGUUUUGGGCAGGUGCAGCAUUUCAAUUCUUGCCACCAGGAGUGGAAUGGGAACUUUGCCAACCGKCGACCGCAGGCCUACAUCCCUCCUACCAUGCACGGGCACACGUUCACGCUCUCCCACAGCAGUCCCAACCACACAGCUGGCCCCCACCCCCACCUUGGAGGGCACCCGCACUCCCAGCCUACCUUGCUGUCAUACCCUCMGUCUGGCCCUCUGGUCCCGACUGCCCCCGUGGCCCACCUCCUGGCUUCCCCCGGAGCUUCCCGCCCCGUCCUCCAGCCUACCUACAGCAUCUCCCACCCAGCAGGCAUUGUUCACCAGGUGGCAGUGGGUAUCAACCCCCGGCUGCUGCCUUCCCCUACUAUACACCCCCAGGGCCAGUUCAAGCCCCUGUUCCCCCCGCACUCUUACAUUGCUUCRCCCGCUUAUGGCAGUUUCCCUCUCAGCCCUACCAAAAUAAACCAAUACCCUUACAUCUGAGUGUGGCUGCUCUGGUACCUUUUCUACCACCGGGGGGCUAAGCAGGGUGAAAUCUAUCUCAAACCACAAACAUGGCUUUCUGUUCAGAAAACCAUGGCACAACCACAGAGAAAGCAAACUAUUUUUUGAAUCAUGUAGACUUGGGUGUAAUUGAACUUCAAGCUUUAAAAAAAA
Messenger RNA from Austrofundulus limnaeus, 4483 nucleotides. It is a transcript of the gene hipk3b, whose product is annotated as homeodomain interacting protein kinase 3b. The record is from RefSeq and is a predicted model, not a curated record. The transcript has 15 exons. Bases 362 to 4309 code for a protein of 1315 amino acids. Gene Ontology annotation, biological process: peptidyl-threonine phosphorylation; peptidyl-serine phosphorylation. Lineage: Eukaryota; Metazoa; Chordata; Actinopteri; Cyprinodontiformes; Rivulidae. Gene Ontology annotation, cellular component: cytoplasm; PML body; nucleus. Gene Ontology annotation, molecular function: protein serine/threonine kinase activity; protein tyrosine kinase activity; ATP binding.